CUCAAAUGGCUCCUGCAAAGAAAGGUGGCGAGAAGAAGAAGGGACGCUCUGCCAUCAAUGAGGUGGUAACUAGGGAAUAUACCAUCAACAUUCACAAGCGGAUCCAUGGCGUGGGCUUCAAGAAACGAGCACCGCGUGCUCUCAAGGAAAUCCGUAAAUUUGCGAUGAAGGAAAUGGGUACUCCUGAUGUUCGCAUUGACACCAGACUGAACAAAGCGGUCUGGGCAAAAGGAAUAAGGAAUGUUCCUUACCGUAUCCGUGUGCGUUUGUCCAGAAAGCGCAAUGAGGAUGAAGAUUCACCAAACAAGCUAUACACACUGGUUACCUAUGUACCAGUCACAACAUUCAAAGGUCUACAGACAGUCAAUGUGGAUGAAAAUUAAAUGGAUUUUCAUACAAUAAAA
Messenger RNA from Tauraco erythrolophus (red-crested turaco), 404 nucleotides. NCBI's taxonomy places the organism in Eukaryota, Metazoa, Chordata, Aves, Musophagiformes, Musophagidae. The record is from RefSeq and is a predicted model, not a curated record.